This is a messenger RNA of Arvicola amphibius (Eurasian water vole), 640 nucleotides long. Its product is annotated as rho GDP-dissociation inhibitor 1-like. NCBI's taxonomy places the organism in Eukaryota, Metazoa, Chordata, Mammalia, Rodentia, Cricetidae. Gene Ontology annotation, molecular function: Rho GDP-dissociation inhibitor activity; protein binding. Gene Ontology annotation, cellular component: cytoplasm; membrane; cytosol. The record is from RefSeq and is a predicted model, not a curated record. Gene Ontology annotation, biological process: Rho protein signal transduction.
CCGGUGUCCCAGGCUAGCGAUGAGCAUGGCAGAACAGGAGCCCACUGCUGAGCAGCUUGCCCAGAUAGCGACCGAGAAUGAGGAGGAUAAACACCCUGUCAACUACAAGCCCCCAGCCCAGAAGAGCAUCCAGGAGAUCCAGGAACUGGACAAGGAUGAUGAGAGCCUUCGGAAGUACAAGGAGGCCCUGCUGGGCCCAGUGGCUGUCUCUGCAGACCCCAAUGUCCCCAAUGUCAUUGUGACCCGCCUGACCUUGGUGUGCAGCUCCUCCGGGGGACCUCUGGAACUGGACCUGACAGGUGAUCUGGAGAGCUUCAAGAAACAGUCAUUUGUAUUGAAGGAAGGCGUGGAGUAUCAGAUAAAAAUCUCUUUCCGGGUGAACAGAGAGAUCGUGUCAGUCAUGAAGUACAUCCAGCACACAUACAGGAAAGGGGUCAAAAUUGACAAGACUGACUACAUAGUUGGGAGCUACAGACCCCUGGCUGUGGAGUACGAGUUCCUCACACCCAUGGAGGAGGCCCCUAAAGGCAUGCUGGCGCGGGGCAGUUUCAACAUCAAGUCCCACUUCACAGAUGACAACAAGAAUGACCACCUGUUGUGGGAGUGGAACCUCACCAUCAAAAAGGAAUGGAAGGACUGA